Messenger RNA from Haemorhous mexicanus (house finch), 2954 nucleotides. Its product is annotated as arylacetamide deacetylase-like 4. Lineage: Eukaryota; Metazoa; Chordata; Aves; Passeriformes; Fringillidae. Bases 1457 to 2680 code for a protein of 407 amino acids. Gene Ontology annotation, cellular component: membrane. The transcript is spliced from 4 exons. The record is from RefSeq and is a predicted model, not a curated record. Gene Ontology annotation, molecular function: carboxylic ester hydrolase activity.
AUUAUCUAUCUAUCUAUCUAUCAUCUUUCUAAAUAUUAAACCCCAUAAUUCAAUCAUCUGUACUUGCUGACUUCCACUGAAGUUAAGGAUUAGAUCUUUUAUCUUAAGAAUCCAGUCUGGUCACUCAUCAUCCUGUAUUUUAUCUCUUGUGACUCACUUGUUUACUCAUUCCACACAGCUAAAUAUUUUUUUACCCCACUGACUAGUUCACACUGAAGUUUCUUGCUCUUUGCUGUAACGCAUAUUUUGUAUAAAUGGGAUUUUUCUAAGCAGAUAUAUUUUGUCUGCUUUUUUAAAGUGUGCAGGAAAACACAGAAAGGACUCACCUUUUUCAGUGAAGAUGUCUCUGAGGGAAUACACUACAGGUUGGUUAGCCAAAUGCAGAAUCCUGUGGCUCAGAAAAAGGAGUACUUCUCUCUAUGGCCAUGAUUACAAGCUUUUAUAAAUGUUUUAAAAUGAGGUAUUGGGGAGAUUAGUGGGGAUAAAGAAAUGUUUCAGUGUUCAGAGAAUAAGCACAGGUUGUAUUGCUUAUGUCAAGCUGAGCUAAUGCUUGUUUGCUUUUUAAUGUUACUCAAACAAGUUUUGUCCAGACACAUGAUGGACAGAAAUACACAAAGUUACACUUGGUGACUCAUUCCUGCACUGUCAUCACCUCCCUUGGUGCAAACUUUUGGAUACCAUAUGCUCUGAUCACACCUGAAUUACAACCAUGGAUAACAUGUCAUAUUGGAAAACACAGCAAAAUAUGGAGUUGUAAAGAGAUCAAAAGCUUUUCUUUAGAAAGAAUCAGCACAGAGGGUUAGGGCCAAAAUUCUCCAAGUCAAGGAGAAGUCUCCCUGUGCUAGCAUGGCACCACUGGUGAGCCCAGAGCCCCUUGCUGCACACUCAGGCUGGCAAAUAACUGAGAGGUCUGUGUGGAUCUCCAAAAGCAAAAUUCCUUGAGAUUGAGUUCGGAAUGCCUGUUCUAACUGCUCUGGCCAGCUGUCUGCCUCAGCUAGUGAGCAGGGCAAAAGAUCAGCACUAAGCAAAAAGCCUUGGAAUCAUCCUUCAGACGUAUUCCAAGAGCAGAACCUCUACAAUUCCUGACCAUGGAGACUGGAGCACUCUUCCAUAGGCUCUGAGACACUCACUGGUACAGUUGCAAAACAUCCCAGAGAGCUUUUCAGGCCCAUAAAGCAGAUAAAAAAUAAAUCCAUUUGCGAUUCUGUGAUGUCCAAAAGAAAGGUGUUUCCUGGAAGUGACUGUGCUAUGUGUGAGCUUGAAUCAUGCCAAGUGCAGUUGUCACAGCCGGAUGUUUGCAGGCUUUCAGCCCCUGCCAGCCCUGCUAAAGGAGAAGGGCAGGGGGAAUUCGGUAUGCAAAUGAUAUGCAAAUAACUUCCCUUUGGCAUCAGUCUGGAGGAUAUAAAUACUGACAGAAUCAUAUCAACCACUGUCUAAUUAUUCCCACCAAAGAACAAUGGAAUCCUAUUAUACUCUGGUUUUAAUAGCAGGAAUUUUAGUUGCUUUUGUAUUGCUGGUUUUAAUUGCAACUGACCAUAAUUUCUUCAAGGGAGAGAUUCCUUCUGAUGUUGACCAGCCAGCAAAGCUCCGCCUUUAUCACUGUUUGUACACUCUGAUGGAUAUUCUGGCAAAGAAUUUAAACCACUUGAGUAUCAUCAAGGAGCACACAAUUAUCAGGCUGCUCACGGAUGGACUCCCAGCAUGGCAGGAUUCCCAGCUCUUCAUUAAAGAUCUGCAUUUUGAUGGGGUGCCCGUGAGGAUUUACCUCCCAAGAGAACCCUCUGCCAGCAAACGGAGAGGAGUCGUCUUCAUCCAUGGAGGAUGUGGCAUUUUUGGAAGCAUCAGAGGUUAUGAAAGAAUAUGCCGGUACAUAGCCAGAAAAUCUGAUUCAGUGGUUGUGUCUGUUGGGUAUCACUUAGCCCCUGAGCACAAGUAUCCAGCCCAGACUCUGGAAUGUCUCAGUGCCACCGUGCACUUCCUGAAGACUGCAGACUCCUAUGGGGUGGACCCUGCUCGGAUUAUUGUUUGUGGGGACAGUGUAGGGGGCUCGUUCACUGCCACUGUUUGCCAAGAACUUGGGCACAGGACAGACAUCCCCAAGAUUCGUGCCCAGGUGCUGAUCUAUCCAUUUCUCCAAGCACUGAACUUCAAUCUGCCCUCUCACCAGAAAAAUGCUGCCGUUGCCUUCCUGCCCCGGGAGCACACAGUCCAUUUUAUUCUCAAAUACCUGAAUAAGGAUUACUCCCUGAAGGAACCAAUUCUGGCUGGUUCUCAUGUUCCUGAGAGUAUAAAUUUGAAGUAUAGGAAAUGGAUAAAUCCAGAUCUUAUUCCAGACAAGUUUAAACUGGGCUAUAAACCACCGCUCCCCACUUUGUUUUUACCUCAAGUCCAUGAAGAAGUGCAGGAGCUGUUUGAGCCCUGGGUGUCCCCGUUGCUGGCAGAGGAUGCUGUUGUUUGUGGUCUCCCUGACACCUGUAUUGUCACCUGUGAGCAUGAUGUGCUCAGGGAUGAAGGGCUGUUGUACAAGAAACGUUUAGAGGACAACAACGUACGCGUGACCUGGCACCACGUGGAAAACGGCUUCCACGCCGCACUGGGAUUUUUUGGAUAUGGUAUUUUCUCUUUCCCAUCAUCAAGUACUAUAAUGAACCACGCUGUAGACUUUAUAAAAGGCUAUUAAAUCAUUUUCUUGCAUACACUGCAGUGGUAUUUAGAAAGAUUGUGAUUCAAUUAAAUUAUUCAAUUAAGUAUUUAAUAGCUAUUUGCCUGUUAGAAUCAAGGCAAGAACGGAUGACAUUAGCAUGGUCUGCUGAAUUCUGAUCCUUACUUGCUAUUACCUAGGAACGUGAUGUUUAGAGGUUUUUUGUAAGCUUGCUUUGAUGCUCUCUUCUUGAAUUGCAAGAAUUUUUGUUCACUUCAUAUGUCAAAGAAUAAAAACUCAUCGUAACAAAAAA